This is a messenger RNA of Ylistrum balloti, 7542 nucleotides long. Its product is annotated as oxysterol-binding protein 1-like. The transcript is spliced from 13 exons. The record is from RefSeq and is a predicted model, not a curated record. Gene Ontology annotation, molecular function: sterol binding. The coding region runs from base 37 to 2319 and encodes 760 amino acids. Gene Ontology annotation, cellular component: intracellular membrane-bounded organelle; membrane; cytosol. Lineage: Eukaryota; Metazoa; Mollusca; Bivalvia; Pectinida; Pectinidae.
GACAAGUGUCACAAGACUAAAGGUCUGAGUCUCAAAAUGUCAGAAUCUAGACCCCAACAUCAAUCCCAGUACCGUGGCUGGCUGUAUAAAUGGACAAACUAUUUGAGGGGGUACCAGAAACGAUGGUUUGUGCUUCAGAAUGGCCUACUUUCGUACUACAGAGCAUGGAAGCAUAGAUCACAGGCAGAAAUGGCACACACUUGUCGAGGAACGAUCAAUCUAGCCAAUGCCUUCAUACAUACAGAAGAUUCUAAUACCAUUGUCAUCUCUAAUGGGGGUACACAGACCUUCUAUCUAAAGGCUACAUCUGAGGUGGAGAGACAGAAGUGGGUCACAGCCCUCGAGCUCGCUAAAAAUGAUGCCCAUUCGGAACCAGAUAGUGACGAGGAGGAGGCCCCAGAGCCAGACAAAAAUGAGUUACAAAACAUGCUUAAGACACUUGCCUCAAAGCUUGAGGACAUGAACACUUGUAAUGAUCUCAUCUCCAAACAUGGAAGUGGCCUCCAGAGGGCGCUCACAGAACUAGAAACUCUAAAUAACACUGAAGAUGCAGGAAGUAAGCUGAAAGUUGUCAAUGAGAGAGCGACCAUGUUUCGAAUCACAUCAAAUGCCAUGAUCAAUGCUUGUUCAGAAUACCUGGAAUCUGCGCAGGGACAGGUCAAGCGUCUACAAAAGAUUGUACACUUUGAACAGGAGCAGAGGAUGAAACUUGAAGAAAUGGUGGAACAGUUAGCUAAGGAUCAAGUUUCCUUGGAAACACAAGCCAAACGAUCAAUGCAUGCAAAUGUCUCGGACAAAAAGGAAAUGGUUCCUGGAUCAGAUGAGGAUGACUUUUUUGAUGCUUUAGACUAUCAGGCAAAUGAAUUUGAAGUAGCUUUGCCAAACAAACAACCCUCACACAGAAGGACCAUUAGUGAUAUGAGCGUGGACAGUCAGAUCAUACCAGAGGACCGCAGUAGUGUGAGCAGUGAUAAUGAUGAUGAUCGUGACACCCAGGAAGCUCGUGUUUACUCUCACAUCAACACAGAUGGUGACACUGCGAGUCAAGGCAGUUCAAAGUCAGUAACAAAGAAGUGUCCCGAACGUCAACUUACAUCUGAUUCCCUAGGGAGUCGAGGGACACGUAGACCUGUCAUCCCAUUAAAGCCAAACUAUAGCCUAAAUUUGUGGAGCAUCAUGAAGAACUGCAUAGGCAAAGAACUUUCCAAAAUACCCAUGCCUGUAAAUUUUAAUGAGCCUUUGUCCAUGCUUCAAAGACUGACUGAGGACUUCGAGUACUCCAGUAUUCUUGACAAGGCAGGUGCUUGCGAGGACUCGGCUGAACAACUUGUGCACGUUGCAGCAUUUACAAUUUCUUCCUUCUCCACCACCGUAAACCGUAGCACCAAACCAUUCAAUCCACUCCUUGGUGAAACAUAUGAGUGUGACCGUAUGGAUGAUUUGGGCUGGCGUACAAUUGCAGAACAGGUGAUGCAUCAUCCUCCAACAGCUGCCCAGUAUACAGAGGGAAAAGAAUGGAUUCUCUGGCAAGAAUUUAGCAUGACAAGCAAGUUUAGGGGCAAAUAUCUUCAAGUCAUCCCACUGGGAAUUGCACACCUGUUGUUUAAAAAGUCUGGAAAUCAUUACACAUGGAGGAAAGUGACCACAACAGUUCACAAUAUCAUUGUUGGGAAGUUGUGGGUUGACCAUCACGGGGAGAUGGACAUCACCAAUCACACAAACAAUGACAAGUGCCAUCUUAAAUAUUCAGCAUAUAGUUACUUCUCACGAGAGAAACCCAGAAAGGUUACAGGUGUGGUAACGGAUGCAGGAGGAAAGGCCAAGUGGGUUCUGACAGGGACAUGGGACCGUAAAAUGGAGGGUGCACAGGUCCUUCAUGUGGACGAAUCCAACAAAGGAAAACCAAUGUUUGAGACAGGAGCACCGUUUGUCAUCUGGGAACGACGACUUCUCCCACCUGGGUCGGAGCGAAUGUACCACUUCACACGCCUGGCCAUUGAACUGAACGAGUUUGAGGAUGGUGUAGCACCCACGGAUUGUCGCCGACGCCCAGAUCAGCGACUCAUGGAAGAUGGAAACUGGGAUGAAGCAAAUAAGUGCAAAUUGAGACUUGAGGAGAAACAGAGAGCAACACGUAAACGACGUGAAGCAGAGGCUGAAGAAGCUCUAAAAAGAGGUGAGGAACCAGAAGUACAUAAACCUGUUUGGUUUGAAAAGAAAAAGGACGAAGCAACAGGAAGUUUGAUCCACACUUAUAACAGGAAGUACUGGGACUGUAAAGAAAAGCAGGACUGGAGCAUGUGUCCCGACAUUUACUGACCCUAUUCAUCUAUUGUGACCUCUGACCUCCCCAAGAGGUCAGUACUUGACCUCUUGUUGGGGUAUUAAACACAGCUGUGCUGGACAGACAGCGAGUUUGUGAUACAAAGGAAAUAUCAGUGAGGGACACUGAAGCCAGUUGAGUUUGGCUGUUUUGACUCUGAGCACCAAAGGUCAUGACUUAGUGCUGUUUUUUUUUGUCAAAAACAGCAUUAGCACAAAUAGUCUGCUUCCAUGGUUCAUAGUUUGUGCAAUGAAUUUACCUAGAACAACAAUUAAUUAUGUCAUAUAAUUAAUUUAAUCCAAUAGACUUCAUUUCAUUGUGCACAAGUCCCAACUCAACACCAUAUUUGGUAUUGUAUGCCACGUUUUAGGUCACCAUGUACCAUAUUUGGUAUUUUGGACCAUUUUAGGUAUCACUGUGAUAUAUCUUUCUGAAAAGACAAGUGCGUGACAUGGAGUUGUCAUGAUGUGUUCAAAAGGUCUUGAUAUACAUAUAUUUUGUUCCUGUGUAAAGUAAACGUGUUAACCUUUUGCUUUAAGCACUCCUUUUCUUUGCCCAUGAAGGCAAAUUAAUUUUAUUUUUCACGUAAAAGCAGGUGUGAUGAGCUUUUUGAAGCGUGUCUGUAUUUCAUUCUUUUGAAUGAGAGAUGAACACUACACUUGAAAUCAUCUUUGAAAUCUUGAAACCUUUGGCAACUGAGGAAGAAAAGCUGUUGUGAGAGUGAAGGCUAAUGAAGGCGCACUGAAGAUGUCAUAUGUGAUAUUUUUUUAACUUUGACCCUGACCCUGUGAUUGACUGUGACUUGUAUAAUGUGUAAUUUACGUGGCCUGUACUAGAUAGGUCAUGGGAAAUUACUCUUCCUCUGUGAUAAGAGGCUCAUUCUUACACUAUUCAUUGUGGAGUCCACCAAUUUUAGCCCUGUUGUGCAAAGGAAAUGAUUUGACAGAGGCUAACACGUUCUGGCCCUAUCAUAGCAUACAGAUAUAUUGGAACAUUCACAAGUUGAUUGUGACUGAGGAGUCAGUAUCCCUGAAACAAUGAUUGUGUAAAUCAAACACUCAUAGCCAGUUCUUGUCCUUAUAUUCAUCGACAGAUGGACAUUUUAUUUAAGUACGUUUUAUUUAAAACACUUGAGUCCCUUAUUGUUUUAACUUUUACCUCUACUCUAAGCUGCCUACUGCUUCUUAUCAUUCUCCAUCUAAAUCGUUCAGGUGUCAGAUUUUAGAAACUGAUACUAACAAGCAUGUAUGUAACAUCAUAUCAGAGAAAGAGAUCUUUUAUAGAUCUUUUUAUCAUAUCUUUCAAUUUUUCAAAAAAAAAAAAAAACCACUUUUAGAUGAAUUAGAUCUUUAAAAAGGAAAUAUUUGAUAUGUUGAUUAGGAAAUAGUCUGAUGUAAACCAUUUAUAUAGGAUGUGUUUCCUGUACCAAGCUAGGACCUAAUAUUGAGUUAUUUAUAGUUAAGUUGUCUAUGAUUAUAGUAGUAACAUACCGGUAUUACUUGCUUACAUGCUAAGUACAAUGUGUUAACUUGCUGAAGGGUAUGAGUAUUAAACACCUAUGGGCAUUUGAUAUGCAAUUAUGUUGUAGUAUGUGUGAAAAUAUUUGUGUUAAUAUAAUAUUACAGAUCUCUAGAUCACCACUGGGCCCACCAAUAACAAAUCUCCUACUGGAGUGAUGUUACUGGCCCCACCAAUAACAAAUCUCUUACUGAAGUGAUGUUACUGGCCCCACCAGUUAUAGAUCUCUUACUGGAGUGAUGUUACUGGUCCCACCAGUUACAGAUCUCUUACUGAAGUGAUGUUACUGGCCCCACCAGUUAUAGAUCUCUUACUGAAGUGAUGUUACUGGCCCCACCAGUUAUAGAUCUCUUACUGAAGUGAUGUUACUGGCCCCACCAGUUAUAGAUCUCUUACUGAAGUGAUGUUACUGGUCCACCAGUUAUAGAUCUCUUACUGAAGUGAUGUUACUGGCCCCACCAGUUAUAGAUCUCUUACUGAAGUGAUGUUACUGGUCCACUAGUUAUAGAUCUCUUUCUGAAGUGAUGUUACUGGCCCCACUGGUUACAGAUCUCUUACUGAAGUGAUGUUACUGGCCCCACUAGUUAUAGAUCUCUUACUGAAGUGACGUUACUGGUCCACUAGUUAUAGAUCUCUUACUGAAGUGAUGUUACUGGCCCCACUGGUUACAGAUCUCUUACUGAAGUGAUGUUACUGGCCCCAUCAGUUACAGAUCUCUUACUGAAGUGAUGUUACUGGCCCCACCAGUUAUAGAUCUCUUUCUGAAGUGAUGUUACUGGCCCCACCAGUUAUAGAUCUCUUACUGAAGUGAUGUUACUGGCCCCACCAGUUAUAGAUCUCUUACUGAAGUGACGUUUCUGGCCCCAUCAGUUAUAGAUCUCUUACUGAAGUGAUGUUACUGGCCCCACCAGUUAUAGAUCUCUUACUGAAGUGAUGUUACUGGCCCCACCAGUUAUAGAUCUCUUACUGAAGUGACGUUUCUGGCCCCAUCAGUUACAGUUCUCUAACUGAAGUGAUGUUACUGGCCCCACCAGUUAUAGAUCUCUUACUGAAGUGACGUUUCUGGCCCCAUCAGUUACAGUUCUCUAACUGAAGUGAUGUUACUGGCCCCACCAGUUAUAGAUCUCUUACUGAAGUGACGUUUCUGGCCCCAUCAGUUACAGUUCUCUAACUGAAGUGAUGUUACUGGCCCCACCAGUUACAGAUCUCUAACUGAAGUGAUGUUACUGACCCUACCAGUAUCCUGUCUAUUCCUGACUUGAUAUGUGUGGCCCUUAGUAACAGAUGUCUUCCUGAGAUGUUGUGACUGGCCAACCAGACACAUUUGUGUUCCUUAAAUGUGCUCUACAUCUCAAGAUCUGGCAUUUGAAAAUGGUUAACAAUUGUAUUUGCUCACUUGGUCCGAAGGACUACAGUGCAGUGAACUUCGUUCCUCCAUCAAUUUUUUACUGAAAAAAAUUCUAGUCCUGAACAACUGACCAAAUUUGGUCUGAAGCAUCCUUGGGGAAUGGGAACCAAGUAAGUAUAAAUAUUGGUUCACAGCUCCAAGGGGACUGAGGAGCAGGUCCUCUCAUAUACACCUCAAGUACUAAUUAAUGGACUUAUUGCAAAUUUAUCUAAAGCAUUCUAGGGUGAAGGAAAAUCAGUCUUGUAUUAAUCUUAGGUCUUAUCCCCUUGGGGCCGGAGAGGUGGGCCUAAUAGGAGAAAUAGCGUAAAUUCCUCAAAUUCCUACACCUCUUGUAAGAAUGGUUUUUGCCAAGAUUUGGUCUGAAGCAUUCUUAGGUGUAGUUGAAUAAAGUUAAUUUAAACCAUGUGUCUCAGCCACCUGGGGCAGGGGGGAAAUAGAGUAUAUUCUUUAAAAUCCUACUCCUCCAGAAGGAAUGAUUGGAUUAUGAUCAAAUUUAGUCUGAAGCAUUCUUUGGUUAAGAAAAUCAAAUUUGCUAGGUGAGCAAUACAAGGCCCUACAAGGUUCUAGUUUAAAAAUUUAAGAUGAAAAACAUAAUAGCUUCACUAAGGAUUAACAUAAGAGAUUUUGGUAUCAAUUUAGGAGAUAUGCUAGCUAUACAACGUUAUGGCCUUUUUUUCUCUCUUUAUAGGAGUUCCUCACUCAAAGCUUAAAUGGAUUUAUUUCAUAAUCAUUUGGCAUUACUACAAAUAAUUAAGUGUACAGUUGCUGCUUUUUUCCUUUCUUUUUCAACAUCAUUCAAAAAUAUACUCCACAUAUUUAAUGUUUAGAUCAUCAUUUUGAUUCUUGGGGGGAAAAUGUUUUUGAAAUUAUUGUUUCAAAAUUAAUGAGAUAUUAUUGUUAUACAUCAUUAUUUAUGAUGUAACAUAAAUACUGAUUCAAAAUUUUGUUUUACCAAAAACAUAAUGAUAAUAGUGGCAUUUCAAAUUCUUAUUGGAAUAAAACUUAUUUUUAUCUUCGGCAUAGAACAAGAUUUUGGAGAAAAAAAUGAUUUUGAUAAGUAUGAUGCAGUACAUUAAAGAAAAAAACACAUUUUUUAAGAAGUCCAUAGCUUCAAAUGAUCAUGUUGGCUUUGCUAUCAAAUGAUGAAUUUGAAGAAAUCUGUCAAGAUUAAAAUUGAAGUCGUUUUGAUAAUAAGGUAGAAAUUUUUGUAAGAACUGCUGAAACAACUGUGAAACAGCAGUGAACUGACACUCAUCUGCUAACCCUCUUUUACAGAGGAGUGAGGUGUCAAAGACAGAGACAUCUAGAUUAAAAUUUUAGUUAAAAUGCAUUGGAAAUUUUUUAUAAUUAGUUCAUGACAUUUUAUUUGCACGAUAUUGAGUAAUAAAGAGGCUUAACAUUAUCAGUUGUAAAUGUCUAGUGUUUCUGACCCGAUUCUAAGGAUGGAAGUGUGAAGUGUGUAGGUGGUCUACUGACAUAUAUGUAAAUUAUCAUCCAGAAUUGCUAAUAGUUUUUUGUGUUGUCAGAGUACAUCGUUUACUGAGUUACUGUAACAAAUAUGUAUAUGCUUAAUAUGAAUAUGCAUCUGUUUCAAGGUCAUGACCUUCAAAUGUUUAUGUAAAUUUGUAAAUUGAAUUUUCAGGAGUUAUUUAUAAUUCAAUAUUGACCAAUCUCAUAUACGUACAAUUAAGUAGGCUAAGGUAUAAACAUAAUAUCUUUUCAUUAGACACAAGGCCACAGGGCCUUGAAAGCGGAGUAGUGAAAGUAUCUGACAGUCUCUAUCACUAGCUGUCCACUUCUGUCUCGUAUGUUCCAAGGUUUCGAGUUUCUCAAAAACUUGGCAAACUGAAUAGGUCAUAAAGCAACAAUAAACCAAACCUGAGAAUAUUUCAUUUAUCAAGAAGCAACAUUUCAGUACUAAUUUGAUUUGAAUAUUUUCUUGAUGUAAAUCUGUCUCAUUGGGUUUAGUGGUAUGUAUUCUUAAUCUUCAAAAAUUCAAAAGAUUACAUGCAAAAUACGUAUGAUGCUGUUUUUUGGGGUUUUUUUCAUGCUUGCCCAAGAUGUCAACUCUCUCUUUUUCUCCAGGCAUUAAAUAGAUUGGAAUCAUGUUCAGCAUCAUUGGUUUAAUUUUUAGGUCAUGACCUUGAAAAAUGAUUUAUUCAUUGUGCUUGAUGCAAGUUUGAGAAUAUGUGAGGUUGUAUUAUUUGGUAUAUGUAUAUAUAUAUGUGUGUGUACCCCCAAAACUGGCAAUAAAACACAGCUGAGGUGUCCUCGGUCAAAUUUCAAUUACAAA